This is a messenger RNA of Acanthopagrus latus (yellowfin seabream), 1529 nucleotides long. RefSeq lists its product as uncharacterized. Bases 1 to 750 code for a protein of 249 amino acids. NCBI's taxonomy places the organism in Eukaryota, Metazoa, Chordata, Actinopteri, Spariformes, Sparidae. The transcript has 4 exons. The record is from RefSeq and is a predicted model, not a curated record.
AUGGCUCCAUAUAGUUUGUCGCAGCCACUGUCCUCAGUCUGCUUUGAGGACAAAAUCAAAUUCUCUGCAAGUCAGUCUCUCUCUUUUGCAAGAAGCAAAUGGUUCACACUCCCACAGACUGAGAGUCAAAGCGACGUGAGGAGCAUCAAGCCACCAGAUUUCUCUCUGAGGCUGUACAGAACUCUGUCUGAUCCUCCAAAGAAAGACAGAAAUACACAUUCAAAUCCAGUUCUACGGCAAAAUAGUGAAACAAAGAGGAGAACUGGAGUACUUCUACCAAAGAUUUUACAUGAGAGUUAUCAAAGGGAAAAUCCCCCAAAGUUCAUCACAUCAUACAAGCCUCCUGAUGCUCUGGAAUCUCAGCUGAUGUUUGUCAAGACGGGAAAGUUCCCAUCUGGGUCUUACAAGAACCCCAAACCACAUGACUUCAGACAGCUUAAUGAAGACAUUCCAGACAUUGUUACUACAUAUGACAGAGAUCCUGGCAACCUGAAUUUUAAAUUAAAGACCUUGGACAUCAUUCGGACUUGUCGAUCUGAGUCAGACUUUAGUUUGAGAGACACAAAGACAAGAAUGGACACCUUUAAACCUGCAGAGGCCAGAUGGGAUGUGAGACUCAUCCUUCCUCAGCCAACCUGGCCUCCAAAACCAGCUUCCUACACCAGGCACCGACGAAGAAGAGAAGCACACAGCGCAUUCUUGGACCGCGUGGAGGAGAAACUCUCAAGAUCGUGGAAAAAUAGAUUUUGACUGUCUCUUCUUAAAGUCAUCUUUGAAAAUGAUGAUUUAGAAAAUAAAUAAUAAGUCACUGUGCACAUCUGAGAACACAAUAUGAACUGAAAAGGACCGAACAGAUCUGACUUAUUCAAAGAUUGUUGUCGCUCUAAUCUUAUGGCAGAAAACAUGCAGUAACUGUGGCGUCAUGAAGGUCAUCACACCACUUUAGGGAACCCACUGGUCCACUGACAGCUGCUCAUUCGUUACUCCAGGAAUGAUAAACAUGUGAAGCCUGCACAUGUUUGGAGCAUAUCUGAGGGAGCUGCACAUAUGUGUUUCAUGCGUCUUCUGUGACUCUGUGCUUAACUUGCAGACUAAAUAUAAAAUGAAACAAAUAUCUGUCGCUGCAUUGAGCCACAUGACCUGCAGGCAGGCUGCCAUGUGUUUUUCUAAGCUUACUGCAGCAUGGCUAAUAAAUGUUCUAUUUACUAGUGUUGACCUUAUCAGUGCCACGCUCCAAUACGACUUAAAAUGGAUCAUAGCUCUGUGUAACUAGGUUUAAUAGCUACAUAGCGUGAAUAUACACUAGAACAUACAUAACCAAAACCAACAUGUCUGUCACCUCAGCACUGAGCUAGCUAAGAUGCAAGACCAGCUCUGUGAGGUUUCAUCAUCACAGAUGAACGACACUUUUUUGAUUUUUGAAACAUAAAUUAAAUCCCCUGAAGUAAAAAUCUUAUAACUAAAGUCGGCCUGCAGUGACGGACUAGUGAGUAGAUGAAUCGAGGUGCUGUAACAUAGGCAGCUGGACU